Messenger RNA from Elaeis guineensis (African oil palm), 1110 nucleotides. RefSeq lists its product as uncharacterized. Gene Ontology annotation, biological process: protein phosphorylation. Gene Ontology annotation, molecular function: ATP binding; protein binding; protein kinase activity. NCBI's taxonomy places the organism in Eukaryota, Viridiplantae, Streptophyta, Magnoliopsida, Arecales, Arecaceae. The record is from RefSeq and is a predicted model, not a curated record.
UAGGCUCAAUCCGGCAUGCUAAUAUUGUGAAACUACUUUGCUGCCUCUGGAGCGUCGAUAUGAAACUGCUGGUGUACGAGUACAUGGAGAACGGGAGCCUGGAUCGGUGGCUUCACAAGAAGAAGUGGAGGGUGGGGGGUCAAAUCGAAGAGAUGAACUCUGAUUACAUACCUUUAUUAGACUGGUCCACCAGGUUGCAGAUUGCUGUCGAUGUGGCACAAGGAUUGUGCUACAUGCACCACGGUUGCUUCCCACCUAUCGUGCACCGAGAUGUGAAGUCGAGUAACAUAUUAUUAGACUCCGAGUUUAGAGCCAAGGUCGCUGAUUUCGGUCUGGCUAGAAUGCUCGUCAAGCUUGAAGAGGACAACACGGUGUCGGCGGUAGCCGGAACAUUCGGUUACAUGGCUCCCGAAUGUGCGCACUCGAGAAAAAUAAAUGAGAGGAUGGAUGUGUACAGCUUCGGAGUGAUUCUUUUAGAAUUAACCAUCGGAAAAAAAGCAAAUGAUGGUGAAGAAAAUAGAAAUCUAGCAGAGUGGGCUUGGCGUUGCUUACAGAAGGCUGACAAGAUGAUCGAUGCUAUAGAUCAGGACAUCAAAGACCCAACAAAUAUAGAAGAGAUCGCAAUGGUCUUUAAAUUAGGAGUCAUGUGUACCAGUACAUUGCCUUCAUCAAGACCUACAAUGAAGGAUGUACUCCAAAUCUUACUACGAUGUCAACGAGCUAUUGUAAAUGAUACUAUAGUGUGAAUGAAAAGAUAAAACUGGAGCUCCUACCAUUGCAGCUGGCGGUGAGCAUCUCAUUUAGCCCAACUACAGACUGUCAUACCCAUGAACAAUUCUUUUAUACACACAGCAACGAGUGAUGGAAGCAUGUUAGGCGACAUCAAUUGGCAAGAGUCUAUACGUAAGCACGUAAGCACAUUAUUCUCCAUGUCAAUUAUCUCUCCUAAUAAAUAUUGUGUAUUCCCUUGUAUCCCUGUUCUUCUUUCAUCGGACAUUUCACUCUAUAUUAAACAUGCCGGAUGACUAAUAGUUUAUUAUCAUUGGCCUCCAUAUUUCUCAAAAAAUUCAUCCCCGUGAUAAACUAGAGGAGGUUCCAACCCUCUCCGUU